AUGGCUGUUAUGUUAUGCAUCAUUAUGCCCUGGCUCAAGCCAAAGUCUGUGCAUCGAGCACAAGAAUGGACAACAGAGGUCGAGAACCUCUUCAGGUUUCAGCAGGCAGGAUACAGGGAUGAGCUGGAGUAUCUGCAGGUCCAACACGGCGCCAUGAUUGACAAAUGGCCAGAAACUGGAUUUGUAAGGAAACUUCAGCGUCGGGAUAAUACCUUUUAUUAUUACAGUAAAAAGCGAGAGUGCCAUGAAAGUGAGGUUCAUAAAGUCAAAGUCUAUAUGUAUUAG
Messenger RNA from Periophthalmus magnuspinnatus, 285 nucleotides. RefSeq names its product meiosis/spermiogenesis associated 1 (gene meig1). The record is from RefSeq and is a predicted model, not a curated record. Gene Ontology annotation, cellular component: nucleus. Lineage: Eukaryota; Metazoa; Chordata; Actinopteri; Gobiiformes; Gobiidae. Bases 1 to 285 code for a protein of 94 amino acids. The transcript has 3 exons.